Messenger RNA from Chara braunii, 1975 nucleotides. Lineage: Eukaryota; Viridiplantae; Streptophyta; Charophyceae; Charales; Characeae. The record is from the annotation of a GenBank genome assembly.
UUUAGUCGCAGCUAGGAUAUAGCUGUGCGUUCGAUGCGACUGGGAUUUCGAGACUUUGCCCAUGAAUUAGUAGGCGCAGUAGGAUCCGAGGUGAGCCAUCGCCUCGAGAAGACGGAACGCUUCUGCGUCGGCGCCAUUGAAGGCGUCAAGGCGGCAGCUCCCAAGGAGGAAGAGGCACGACUCCGCAGGGAGCCAGUCAAAGUCAAAUUCCCCGAUUCCUACAGUGGGAAAAGGGAAGAGAAUUUCGACAACUGGGAAGCCAACGUGAAGACCUAUGUGCAUCUGCAACAGGUCUCCCCGGAUCAGCAGGUUCUAAUUGCGAUUCACGCGCUUAGAGAUGAGGCCGCCAAUUUUGCAAGGUCCCUAGUUCGUGCCGCUAACUGCAAUGACGAUCCAGUUGCAUAUUCGUCAUUCACUCCCCUCGCCGAUUUUCUGAAGUUGCUGCGCGAGCAAUUUGCGUACGUCGCUCGAAGUGUCAAAGCCUCAGAUAGGCUUCAGACCAUCCACUCGCACCAAUGGAAGAGUGCCAGGGCACUCAAAGGCACAAUGGAUGAGCUAGUGGCUGUUCCUGACCACAAGGUCACCGAGACCCAGUUGGUCAACCUUUUUUACCGGGCUGUGCCCGAAGCGCUGCAUGGCCACUUCUUUGCGAAGAGUCAGGACCCCGCUAUGACUUAUGAUGCACUUAGCAGGGAAGUGGUCGCGUUCGAGGCAAAGUCUGCGUCGAUUUCCACCUUUUGGCACAAAGAUUUAGACAAGGGCAAAAAGUGGAAGGGCCGCACUAUCUCAGGGCAGGUCUUGGAGAAGCUGAGGGAAGCUAACUUCAAGAUCAAUGCAAAGAAGUGCGAUUGGGCGAAAACCCAAGUUUUGUACUUAGGCCACGUCUUAGACGGAGACGGCGUUAAGCCAGAGGAUAGCAAGAUCGCAGCGAUUAGAGAUUGGCUCACGCCACGUACGCUGACAGAGUUGCGCUCGUUCCUAGGCUUAGCUAAUUACUAUAGGAAGUUCGUAAGGAACUUCUCCACCAUCGCUGCGCCCCUUCGCAGAUUGUUGAGGAAGGAAACUAUCUGGAAGUGGGAUAAGGACUGCACAUCUGCUAUGAAAAAGUUAAAGCAGGCAUUGAUAGAGUAUCCAGUCCUUAAAGUCGCCGACCCGUCCUUGCCCUUUGUCGUCACAACCGAUGCAAGUCAAUACGGCAUAGGCGUUGUGUUACAACAAGACGAUGGCAAUGGUUAUAGGCCCGUAGAGUUCAUGUCUGCCAGAAUGCCUUCAGAGAAGGUCGCGACAUCUACCUAUGAGAGGGAACUCUACACUCUAAGGCAAGCCUUAGACCACUGGAAGCACUACUUGAUUGGGAGACACUUCAAAGUCUAUUCAAACCAUGAAACAUUACAAUGGUUAAAGACGCAAGCCAAGAUGACACCUAAGCUUACUAGGUGGGCCGCAGAGAUAGAUCAGUACGACUUCGAGCUCAAGCCUGUUAAAGGGAAGUAUAACGUAGUCACGGAUGCUCUGAGUAGGCGAGCAGAUUACUUUGGGGCAAUAGUGCAUUACCUAGACAUAGGGAAGGAUCUGCAGCAAAAGGUUAGAGAAGCCUACGCGCAGGACCCUAUCAACAGUGACCUCCUUAAGAAAGUUAAAGAGGCCCCAGAGACUGAACCGAACUAAGGGUUGCUCUUCGAGAAGACUAAUGUAUUCGACCGCCUGUGCAUUCCCCGUAGCGAAGAGAUUCGUAGUCUGAUUCUGGGAGAAUGCCACGACACAGAGGGUCAUUUUAGUUGGCAAAAUACGUUAACAAAUUUGAUGCGCGCGUGUACCUGGUCAGGGAUGAAGAAUGACUGCGUAGAGUAUGUUCGCAGUUGUAAGGUYUGCCAGCGUAACAAAAGUUCUACGCGCGCCCCGCUAGGUCUUCUCAGACCCUUGCCCAUUCCGGAUCAGCCGGGAGACUCAGUGUCAAUCAAUUUCAUGGACACUC